AUGGUCUCAUCGUGUCACCGCACCUUCUUUCACGGCGCGGAGUGGUUGCAGAUUUUGGACGAAAAGCCCGAGUCAAUGCGGAAUGCCUUUUUGAAGGAUGCAUCGUUAGAGUUAUGUGCACCGUGUGGGUUUCUUUCCGUGGUGGAGAUGCAGGCGGGGCCCGGCUUUGUUGCCAUUGAGGCGGAGGUGCGCCGUCCCGCCUCGCUUGGCGACGACAAGGUGGAGUUGCUUCUGCUGCACUGUCCCUUUGCGGAGAUGCAGCGGCUGCUGGCGCUCCGGCACGCGCCAAAGGAGGGCUGGGACGCGGUGCAGGCGCAGCUGCGUGAGGCGCAGAGCAUCAUCGCGGCCAAAGAGGGGGAGGCCGCGGAGCUGCAAAGCCGGUUGCAGCGAGCGGAGCGACUACUCGUCGAGCACCGCGACGAGCGUGACGCGGAUGACCGGUGGGUGCAUGAGGCCCUUGACGAGACGGAGAAGACUGUGAUGGUGAUGUACAACGAGGUGAAGGAGCAGCGGGAGAGGGAAAAGCGGCUUGAGGCGCAGCUCCAAGCCGCCACGGAGUCGCUCGAGGCGCGUGCGACGGAAGUCGCCGAAGUUACGGCCCGACUGCAAACAGUAACCGCGGAGGCGGAGCGGCAGGAGAAGCGUGCCGCGCAGCGGCUUGACGAGGAGCGCCGCAGGGCCUCCACCGAGCUGCGUGGCGUAGAGGAGAAAAUGCGCCAAGAGCUGUCCACACUGCGGCUGCAGCAGCAGCAGCAACUUCGCAAAGCCGCUGAGGCUUCACGGCUGCUCACACACACUCUUACACUCAAUUGCGAGCCACACAACGAGGCGGCCGUGUCGUCGCUGGACCCCGAAGGCAGCAAGAUUCUGCAGGCCCUGUUGCUCAACGAAGCCGCGAUCGCCGCCAAUGCCAUCCCGCACAAGGUGGCUUCGCUCACGUGCAGCGGGAGCGAGUUUCGGGCGGAGGUGCAGCUGCAGAUAAACGCCCUUGCCGUGGAUGAGGCAAGUGUGGCGGAGAGCUUGCGACACUGCCGGACCCCCACUGCGGCGCUCUUCCUGCAACAGUGGCUCGAUGCAAAGGGAUCGGUGGAAGGCCGCAGCCGGGAGAUUCAGCGCCUCGUGCAGGGGCUGAAGGCGAUGAGUAACAAGGCGGAUGAGCUUCUUGCGAGGAACGCACAACUUACGUCAGAGGCCGAGGUAAAGCUCCGCGAAGAGCGUACGCGCGUUCGUGACGCCGAGAAGCGGAGCACAGCCCUUGCGGAGGAACUCUCCUGCAUUCGCGCGGCCCUUGGCACGGAGGACGCGUCGCAGCCCCUCCCAGAGCGUGUGGCACGUCUUCUGACGGCGGUGGCGGAGGCAGAGCAAUCGAGGGAUGAGCAUGAGGAGAAGUGGUGUGCGGAGCGCGCGCGGGCGCAGUCACUCGAGCGGCAGCUGCAGGGAACGGAGAACGAAAACCAUCAGCGGCAGCAGCGCUUUGCGGAGAGGCUGCUGGAGUUGAAACAGGACCUGGAGAAGGCGACAGGGGCGCUUGACUCACUGCAUGGCGAGCACCAGCAACUGCGGAAGCGGCACGCCUCCAUGCAGGAACUACUAGAGGAGCAAAAACAGGCCCUGGUGGAGGUGCAGGCAACACGGCGGCAUAAACUUCAGCGGCGGGACGACGAAGUCCCUUCAAAGCGUCAGGUUGCGGCUGCCGAAACGGCCGUAGAAGAAGAGCAUGAUGCUGUUGCCGCGCUCCAGCGUGCGUAUGCGGAAUACGACGAACUGUACGAAACAUUAGAGCGCUCCAGGCGGCAGUGGCAGAAAACGGAGGCGCUACAGCGAGAGAAGCUGCAAGGAAGUGAAGAGGAAUGUAAAGAGCUCCGUGAGCAGCUUGCUGCACUGCAGCAGGAAUUGCGGCGGCGACAAGAGGAAGCCACCACUGCUGCCUCCAACCACAAGCGCAGCGAAGCGGAACGCGACGAAAUACUCAACCGCAUUCAGAAAGAAAUGCAGGCACUCUCCAAGCGGUUGGCAAAGAAUGAUGCCCUGCAGCGUGAAACAGAGUCGGCUAAGAAGGCGCUCGAGCUGCUGGUGGCGCAGUUGCAGCAGCAAUGUGACGCGCAUGCGGCUGAGCGGAAGCAGCUGCAGGAGUCAUCCUCCAUGCUGGAGAAGGACAGGGCCGCCCUGGAGAAAAAGUUGGGGGAGUUGGAGCGUGAGAUGCAGAGCCGAAGUCUGAGAGCGGAGGAGAUGAUGCGGCAGUUGGUGGCUGAGGAGGAUGCGCGGCGUGCCGCCGAGAAGGAAGUGGCGGCGCUGCAGCGGCCACAUUCGACGACACGCAAAAGGUUAGGGAGUAGUGGAGGAAAGGAAGAAGGCACGAGGGCGGCAACUGUGCAGGAAGUAAAGCAACUACGCAAUUUCUGCAUACAAGCUCUCAAGCUGCCUCUGACGGAGAAGCAGCAAACAGUCAGCGACGUCAUUGCCUUCCUGGAGCAGCACCGCGGGUCGGUGCUGGCGGAGCAGGAGACUUUGGCGGCCGUCCUCGCGUCCAUGAGCACCGCAGCGGGGUUGCUGCGGCAGUGCGUCGCCGCCGCGGGAGGACCGAAGGAAGGACUCAGCCAUAGGACUCAAGCCUCAGGGGCUCCUGGCAAGGAGUUAGCCGCUGGUAAUUUGCGUGUCUUUAGCCGCUCUCUUACCUACAGCGGCGGCGGUGCGACGGCGGCGGCGGCGGCGCACUCGGCUAUGCCUCCGGUGCUGGCCAGCAGGAAAUCCGGCACAGCAACGCCCUUGACGCGGCUAGCGAGCGGCCAUCAACACCUGCAGAAACCGUCUGUGAAGAAAAGCACGCCGUCCGCCACUUUGACUUCCACCGCGGCUGACGUGGUGCAUUUUGCCCAGCUGCUCACCAGCGCCGUGGCGCACUGGCGAGACAGCGAAAAGCAAAAUGUAGUGGGAAAUGGCGCUGCGUCGAAGAAGUCCUCUGGCCUGUUGGAGGUGGCCGGAGGAACGCAGCAUGUCAUGCCCAACACGCAGCAGCAGAAAGAGCCCCAAUGUCAUACUGAGAGUGAAAACGAAAUUGCUGUUUCAAACUCCAACGGCAACAGUGAAUUCUUGCGUCGUAGCCGCGCCCAAGCGUUAUGUGUCGCGCUUUCCGUGAAGGAUCAUUUACACGACGCGUUGGGCGCGCUGCACUCUGUGCUGCGCGCCUUCCACGAGGAAGCCUACACCGUGAGUGGCCGCUUCGCGGUAGACCCUAUCCAUGACCUGCGGAUGUCAGAGGGGUGCGUUGUGUACGCGCUGAAGCGCAUUUCGCAGUCCGCCGACGCCAUUUUUUCGACGAGAGAGCGGCGCGAAAUUGAGGCAAGGCGUGGCGUCGAGUACUUCAACGUUCCGGUGGUGUGGCACGACGUCGCUGCUUCAGCCGCCCGGGCCAAAUCGCCGCCGUCCCACACACCCAAGGGGCAGAGGCAGCCUGGUAACGCCUUAGCGUCGCGCGAUGUCAACCUCUCAGCGUCGCCAUCGCGCUCCUGCGAGCGGCCGGAGCGUGAUCGCGUGUACGCUGGGGGCGCGGCCACUGACUACCGGUAUCGCAUGAGCCCAGAGGAUAACAAGCUCAUUCAGUGGGCUCUGCUAGAGGCUCGUCGACGUAAACGUUGA
This is a messenger RNA of Trypanosoma conorhini, 3636 nucleotides long. RefSeq lists its product as uncharacterized. The transcript has a single exon. The coding region runs from base 1 to 3636 and encodes 1211 amino acids. The record is from RefSeq and is a predicted model, not a curated record. NCBI's taxonomy places the organism in Eukaryota, Euglenozoa, Kinetoplastea, Trypanosomatida, Trypanosomatidae.